GAAAGCGCGCAGGUUGCUCCGAGGCGCUGGGCUCCGGCUUGUCCGUUUCUGGAGCUGGCGCUUCGGGGGACCCACAAAAUGUGACUCACCGCCUCGCUGGCGGCGCGCGGAUUGUGACUCUCUCGCCGGGUAUUGCCCUGCUUGCUGCACGAGCGACUCUUUCUGCAGGCGGGACAUGUUUUGAGGCUGCACAUGUCUCGAAAGGUCCUGUGAACAUCAAUACUUACAGAGGUUCUGCUAGUUAUCCAGUUUCUGGAUUUCAAGGUACCUUCAGGAUCACCUACAGUACUCCCAUCAGUAUCAGCCUGACCAAUUCAAUCUAUCAGAGAGAAACCGCUGCAAACCCCACACUUUCAGAAGGUUCAGGAAUCAAGUUUCUGCCCAAGCCACCAAGUACCUGUGAGUCACCAUGGCAACCAAGCAGCCUCCCCCUUUGAUGAAGAAGCACAGCCAGACAGACCUUGUGAGCCGUCUGAAGACAAGGAAGAUCUUAGGUGUUGGUGGGGAGGAUGACGAUGGCGAGGUUCAUAGGUCAAAGAUCAGUCAAGUCUUGGGCAAUGAAAUAAAGUUUGCAGUGAGGGAACCUUUGGGACUCAGGGUUUGGCAGUUUGUCUCAGCCAUCAUAUUCUCUGGGGUUGCCAUCAUGGCUCUCACCUUUCCAGAUCAGAUUUAUGAUGCUGUCUUCAAGGAAGAGGUAGUCAACAGUAAAAUGCCUAUCCGUCUCUAUGGAGGAGCUUUACUUAGCAUCUCACUCAUCAUGUGGAAUGCCCUCUACACAGCUGAGAAGGUCAUAAUCCGUUGGACCCUACUGACUGAAGCUUGUUACUUUGGAGUACAGUUCCUGGUGACUGCAAUCACCUUGGUUGAAAGUGGCCAAGUGUCCAUGGGAGCCACAUUUCUUCUCACCAGCCGGGCCCUCUUUGUACUUAUCAGCAUUUAUUACUACUAUCAAGUUGGACGCAGACCCAAGAAAGUCUAAUUGCCCGAACUUUGUGGCCAGGGGGUGGGGUGGGGGGGACUUGAUUGAUUUGGAAGGACUGGAGAUUCUUUUCUAUUUUUUUUUCUUUUUUCUUUUCUUUUCCGCAAUUCUUUUUGUUCACAUUAGUGCAUCGUCUUUAAAAGCAGGAGUCAUUAUGGCAUGCAUCAAUGUAUCAGUCCAGUGCUGGUCUCCCUGCUACAGCAGACAAAAAAAAAAGAAAAGAAAAGAAAGAUCAAAGCCAAGCUCCUUCCUGCCCGAUGUCUGUUUGGAAAGGACAGAGAUAAUGAGGCCUGCUAAGAGUAUGGGGGAAGGUGAUUCCCAAUUGUUAGCCAACUUACUCUGUAAAACUAGACAGUGGCCCAAGGUUUCCCAUUCUGUUAUCCUCCAGGCCCACUAGACUGAACAUCUGUCACAACAGCCAGUGCAGGCUGGGGAUGAUGAGAGUUGAAGUCCGACUGUUAGGAGGACCCUAGACUUGGAAAGGAAGUUGGAGCAGCCAUUCAAGGUUUACAUGCACAGACAUAGCGAUGAGGUAUUGCAUUAAAAUUGCAGUGGAUGUCUUAAGUAUAUUCCUCCUUUUCACUUGUCAGUUGUGAUUGGAGCUCUUAUCAGGUCUGCCUGCUAAGAUCUUACAGCCAGGGCUGAAACAAUGUUUUGCCUUCUUGGGGAAUCCCAAGGCCACAUUAUAUGGAAUUCUUAGAAAGUUGUAUAUUGACACCUUUUAGUGUAUCUCUUAGAUGUUGGUAUCACGACCAUACAUCUGAACCCUUGAGCAUAAAGUAUAUUAAUUUAAAAAGAGAUUCUGGCUCUUUUGAAGGAAGCCUCAAUCUGCUACUGCUGCUAAAUGUGCCUUUUUAUUUUCUGUCAUCUUUUCUCCCCGCCUUCUCUGCUGCUGGCCAGUUAGUACUGUUCUAGUGAUAAGCUGUUUGGCUUGUUUUUUAAAGUAUUAGUUGUUACUGAAAUACUCUCAGAUGAUUCUAGGAAGAGGAACAGUGGAAGAGGAAACCUGAAAUCAUGAUUUCACAGGCUUUUUUAAUGACAAAAAUAAAAACACAGGGAAAUGCAUUAUAUUUACCAGUUUUUACAAAUUAUUGUCAAGUGUUAGUCCUCUUAAAGUGCAAAUGAAUACCUCUGCACAAGAACUUGGUUAUAAAUAAGUACCUAAAAUGGCAUAGUAAAUAUUGAUCAUGUCUAGGUUAGUUUGUAUUGUAUAUGCUGGAAUGAUUUGUGAAUGUAGAAACUUCUGGUUUUGGUGGUCUUUUCAUCCUUCUUGAAAUGGAAAGAUCAGUUAAAUUAGUGUGUAUGUGCAUGUAUGUGUCUAGGAGCACAGAGGGGGAAAUUACAACUGAUUCUGGUCAUUUCCCAUGUUUGGCAGUUAGCUCCAAAACUGGAUUGCACCCUAUUACCAUGAACUAAACCACUCAGUUUACUGAGUGAACUGUGACUCUGCAAGGAUGCCCUCAGAGAUGUUUGCAUAUGGAUUGCCCUCUCUGCUAUCUGCAAGAGGCUGUUAGCCUAGAACAAAUUGAUUUCUCCUGGGGUAGGGAUGAGCCCAAUCAAGGUUAUGUGGGAUACUUCCUAUAUUGACUCUCUAAUGGUUGCCAAUUGCAAAUGGAAGUCCUAGCAUUUCCUUUUAACCAUUCUGUUAUUUAACCAAAAGAGAUGAAUAUAAGCUGACUUCUUCAGACUCAAAUCCAAAGUUCUUAACAAUAUGAAAAAAGGACAAACAUAGUUUAAGAGAAAUCAUGCUCCAGGUAUAUCCACGAGUCUACCCCAACUGUAAUUCAUUGUGUUCCAUCAACCAAAUAAAGCAAAUUUGCUUUUUUCGUGCCCUCUUGCUCCCAUCAAAACUUUGGGAAAAUCUGCAGAUAAUUUUAAAUAAAAUCAGGAAUUGUUUGCUAUUUCCAUACAAACCACAAACUUAUCCAUCACUUCAAGAUGAGAUCUAGCAGUUUAACUUUUAGUUUUUAAUCAGUUCCGUAAUGAGUUUCAUGCUUUUUCCCCCUUUCCUUAUGGUUUCCCCCUUUCCUUUAUGGUGGUUUUUGUGUUUUGCCUUCUAUUGAAUUUACACCCAAGUAACUGUCAUCUUGAAAUGGAUUGCAAGAAUUUUAUUAACAUGUAUCUGCUAAGAUGGACCAAACAUUUUGGACUGGGUACAGUGACUCUCAGAAAAGGGCAUAUGGCUUGUACUGUGGAAACACCUGAUUGCAUCCAUAAAACUAUGGAUCAUAUUGAAGACUGAAGUAGCAUCUUUUCAUUUACAAAAACAACUAAUGAUGUUUGGAAAGUUUAAGGACUUAUUCAUGGAUGGUUGAUAAUGUGUGCUGAUUUUGCCUACUGCGAUCUUUCCUUUCCUCCCCAACUAUUCCCAACACUGCUACCUUGAUCAACUUCUGGCAUUAACUAACUACAUGCAUGAACUUGGACUACCAUGUGUGCUGUAGCUGAAGACCAUACAAAAACCAUGAAUCAAAUAGAAAUUCUUAAAUUAUUUGACUUUAUGAUAAAAGUGGUGAUUCAAGUGGUGAAUUUAGAAUUAAGAGAUAAUGCCUGGUGAGAUUAAACUCCUCUAUAGGAAUAAAUUUGUUAAUGCUCCUUUCAGUUGUUAAAGUUCUUAGUCUGUAGAAAAGGUGGUCUGUACACAUAGUGAAAUAAGCAUGAUUCCAAGCAGUUACCAUCUGGCAUCGAGCAUUUUGUUCCAAGGCAGAAAAUGGAAUUAGAGAAAGGAACACUUUUCAACAAUGCUUUCAUCUGGUCUCCAAAUCUUUGAGCUGGACUUUGAUGGAAAGGAUAGGAAUUAUAUGCACUUAUGAAUCAAUGAUAUUUCCAUCAUAAAUAUGAUUCAUUAGCUUAUUAAAAUUCAUAACUGUUGCCCCUUGACCAAGGCUCACUUUAAGGCAUUUCAAACUAGUAAUACAGAUAGUAAAGAACUGCCACCUACUGUAAGUGUCCAUGUUCUAUUAUCAUAGAUUUUGUUAGGCUUUUCCCCUAUAUUUGUGAAUCCAAGAGGGGUGUGUAUAAAUUGGGUACCGUGCAACAGAAUGGUAGACGAAUAUCCUUUGAUAUAUAUGGUUUCUCAGUCCCAUGGAAAUGUUACCUUGUAUCAGUGGUGCGAAAGGCACGUACUCAGCAGACUGGGACAGCUACGUUUGUGUCAUGUUGGAUAAUAAAGUCCAUUGGUCUGAUGUAUGGUAAGGGAAGGUUUUCACCCCAGGUCACAGUAACAGUGGCUUCAGCAUUGACUGAGGUUUUGCUUAAAGUUCAAACACUUGCCUGCCCCUCUGAAAUCAUAUAUGGUCAGGAUUCCAUGAAUAUGCUAUUAAAAGCUGUAAACUGUUCCAUUGAACUAAAGAAAUGUGGACCAUCAACACUUUACAUGCUACAGGAAAGCAGCAGUUGAAUGUAGAUUACUGAAUAAAAGUACUCAUAGGCUUCCCAGGUGUGUGAAAAUCAAAUUGAAAGGAAGCUAAUUGAAUGGAAGCUAAUCAAUAAUCUCAGGAAGCACCCAGACUUUAUUAGCCCUUCAAUUAUUUUUGCAUCAGUAAUCAUUAGGUAAGCAGUAGACCAGCAAGCUCUUUUUUUUAUUUACAAAGUUCCAUAUGCCUGCUAGCUCCAACAAAAUCUGGAAUUAGUAAAAGAAAUCAUUAACAAUUGAAAAACCCUUACAGGCACCUUGUCAUAAAGCAUACUCCUCUUGUACCAUCUGCAGCCUUUAGAAGAGAAGGACCAUCUGGGGUGCUUGGUCAUCUCUUUGCAAAAAUUAUUUUGUAAAGUGGUAAAAGCUUUCUAAGUGUUAAAAGUCAUGUGAAGUUUGCAUUCAGUUAUAAGUUUAUCAUCUGUUACUAAACCAAUUUGCCUUUGGUCUUUCUUUAAUAUGAGAAAGCCUAACUGACAAUAGUAUUUUUAACAAUACUCCUUAACAGCCAGAAAUGGUUGUGAAGGAUGAGCAAGUUCUAGCAGGACUUUUGAGAAGUUUUGUAACUGGAGUAAUUCCAAAAAAAAAUAGAGCACAUCCUAAAGUUUUUCACAUAUACAGCAGAACUGAAGCAAAACAGCAAGUAGUAUGGGUAUUGUUGCUGCAACAGUAAAACGCUGAUAGGAUUAGGUGCAUAUUCAGGAUUUGAGGCUAAAGACAUAAAGGAUGGAAAGUUAGCUGCCAACCUUUCUUCCAUCAUUCCUUAUCUCCACCUUUCAUCUUGUGACUAUGUUUCAUGUGGUCUUGGUUGGUUGUUCAUUACUACACUUGUAGGACAACCAUUCCCAGAGGCUAUAGGCAGUUAAUGAUGAACAAUGGAAAAAGAACCCUAUAACCAAAUACCAGCAGAAACAAAAUCCCUAAAAUAAAACUACGCUCCACCUGCACAUUAUAAAACUCCCCCCUCCUGUACCAAUUGGAAGAAAAAGGUUUUUACAAGUUUCCUAAAGCGCCAGAGGUAUGAAGCACAUUGAAGUGCAACCAGGAGGACAUUCUAAAGAAUGGGGGCAGCGAUGGAAACCCACUCCCUCGGGCCCCAUCAGAUGACAAACAGUUAAUGAAGGUUGUAACCUCACCCCUCUGCCUGUAUACUUUUCCCCUAUAAAAUUUUGCUGUUACUGUUUGCUGUUACAAUUUUAGCGCUGUUUCAAAAAUACCUGAACAUUGUUCAGAUAUUAUCUCAGUCAGGAGAAAAACACAAUGCAAUACCAUGUGGUCCAGCACCUUUGGACUUGCAGGACGUCAGGAAGAGGAAGAAAAGGCCCUUCCUCUUCUUGGAAUCAGGAAUGUAUCGAGGUUGUGCAGCAACGAGACAUGAUGACUUGGAAGGAUGUUACCGGCAGCUAGGUAGGUAUCCCUCACACACAACACACUUAGCCUGGUUACUGGAUUAACUCUUUUUUGGGGGGAGGGGAACAUUGUUGUCUCAUAAUAUAUUGAUUCGUUCAUCCACCAAAUAGGCCGGCUUCAUAAAACAUGCUAAGCCAUAGAAAAAAGUAACAUCAAACUUAGCAUGUCAUGUGCUUACAUCUGCUGGGUCUUUAUCUGAUAUCACAGUGUUUUUCAAC
This is a messenger RNA of Python bivittatus (Burmese python), 6022 nucleotides long. It is a transcript of the gene TP53I11, whose product is annotated as tumor protein p53 inducible protein 11. Lineage: Eukaryota; Metazoa; Chordata; Lepidosauria; Squamata; Pythonidae. The record is from RefSeq and is a predicted model, not a curated record.